ACAACGAUCGAUUAUUUAUUUACAAAUUAGUAAAUUAUUAGUUUAUUGUUUGUUUGUCUGAAAAAAAGAUUACGGAAGAAAAUAUAAUAUGCCAAUGACUCAAAGGUGAUAAAUUAUAGGCGAAUAUAAACGCAGACUGUGGUACUGUGGAAAUAAUUAUUACUAAAACUUACCUUAUUUUUUAUAUUAAUAAUAAUGGGAAGUUUAAUAUCAAUUAACAUAGAAGAAUAUUAUAAGAAGAAUGAAAAAUUCUUACAAAGCCUGAAUGAAAUUGCAAUUGAGAGGCAGAUCCAGCUACAGAACCAAAUGGCAGAAAGACAGAGAGCUACAGCACUAGCCAAGAGUAGAGAUAUAUUUCUAUGGUUUAGUACAUUUUAUGUCACAUCAGCAGCUGGUUUGUUAACUGGAUUCCGAAGAACUAAAAGGGCUUACUUCCUGAUACCACUUAUACCACUGACUUUUGUUGAUUUGUAUUACUGGGAUCUUGCUUACGGGAAUAAGCUACACAGAAUAAGAAUGGAAGCGGAACACAUUAUGGCUCACGAGGCGGAUGUCCUGAGAGUGCCGUGCGGGCUACCGACCCCGUCCUCAAUAGACCAGGGCCGGCUGUGUGAAGAGGAAUCAAAAAAAAUCCACCCUCCAAUGCCUUAAGUAUCCAACGCACAGUUCCUAAGAUUAAUGCUUUAUAGUUUGAUAAGGAUACAGUUGUAGCAGUAACACAUAAUCUUGAUAUUUAAAAUGUAAUUGUUGUGGCAAACACUUCAAAUGAAACUGUUACUAGUUUUAAAUGCUUAAAUAUGCCGUCAGCUAUGGAUGCUGUAAAUAGUUGAAAUAUUCUUUUUUUUUAUAAAAAUAAAGGACGAGACGAGCAGGAUGUUCAGCUGAUAGUAAUUGGUACGCCUGCCCAUUACAACGCAGUGCCAAUCAGGAUUACUGAAAAACCCAAAAAUUCUGAGCAGUGACUGAGUUCGUCACCUUGUGACAUAAGUUGUCAAGUCUCAUUUGCCCAGUAAUUUCACUAGCUACGGCGCCCUUCAGACCGAAAAACAGUAAUGCUUACAUAUUACUGCUUCACGGCAGAAAUAGGCGCCAAAUUCAAAGUCAGAUAACUUGACCGGGGGAAAAAAUGAAUAUUACGUCCAUGACCUAGAUCCAUCAUUAAAGUGGUUUUGAUUUGAUGAUUGUUGUUGAUGCCGUUGCAUGUCUAACAGAAGUAAUGGGCAAUAAUUGUUAGUGACAUUACUGGCCUGAUGAGAGUUCACGUGUUAUAUCUCAAAAGAAUAUUUAAAAAAUUAUAGACUAAAAACCUAUUAAUUUAUUUCGUCUCAAUAAUGUACUACUAUUUAUGUUUGCGUCUUAAAACAUAUGAAUAAAAUAAAAUAUUUAACUGUUUUUUUUGCUCCCAGUACCGUGUGGGUAGUGGGGACAUAAUAGAAAAUAUUUAUUCAGUAUGAUAAAUACAUGAAAAUAAUAUAAAUAAGUAAGGGAUAGGCAAUUAUAAAAUUUGUAAUACUUUCUAAUUUAGAUCACUAUGGCUCACUGAUGUAGGUGACUUAUAGUGAUAUCAACAAGUUUCAACAGUCGCCAUCAAUAUGAGAAUCUAAUAAAUAAGUAUAUUCGGAUGUUGAUCAUGAUUGUUCUUUCCAUUUAGGGUUGCCAGCUCUUUGACGGUCAAUAAUAGUAGUUCUAAAAUUGUUACCUACAAAAAUAGUAAAUAACGAAAAGAUGGAAAAAAAAUAUUGUAGGUUCCAAAUUAGGUAACUAACCUACUUACUUAAUUGCUUAACAGAAUAAUUUUUGCUACUUUAAGCUUUUAUUAAUAAUUUUAUUGCAUAUCUCAUAGUUAUUCAUUUUGCCAGUUACAGAAAAUAUAUUGAGCGAAGAAAUUAUAUUAUUAUUUUUAAAGAAAUCUACAUUACUGAGAUUUUGUUGCCAUUCUUCAACUGUAGUAGUGUCUAGUAAUACCACUGCUAUUAUUAACAUUGUUUUUAUCAACACUUAAUCAUUUUUGAAAUAGAAAAUAUUCAAGUUCUGCUCUUCAAUAAUUCCUUUUGUGGAAGAGACAGAAAUAUAGUUGUUGGGCCUGUAAUACAGUAGGAUACUAUAUUAAAUAGUAGGGUUGGCAAUUCUAUUUCGACCCCGGAUAUAAUUACAAUAUAUUUCUACUUUUUAGAGGAGUAAAUAAAUUGUUGCAUUUUGAAAUAUUAUUAUAUUACUUUUGUUAUUCAUUUAUGUAUUUAAGUGUGAUAAAUAAUGUCUAUCUUAUUAUGAAAGGAAAAUAAAAUAAUGUAAUCGUGUUUAUAAGCUGAAAUUUACACCGCCUACCGAAAGUAAAAGCUUACUAUUACCUUAUUACCAAACGGUAAGCGCAUCAAUUAUAAUAUUAUGUUCCUGAGACACUUGUCCCACCAGGUACCAGGCACCAGUCAAGGCCUACGAUGUCGUCAUCGUAACGUCAUGUCAUCGCUCGCUAGUGCGUGUAGAUCCGAUAGUUUUGUGUCUGCCAUGCUAUGGUAACUUACAACAUUCAUUUUUUCACUGAAACUAACGCCAUCUGUAUGCGGAUAUAGAAACGGAGUUUGAAAGUUUGACAGUUCUUACUUCUUAUACGUUUUAAGUACAAUAUUUUAUUUAUUGCAAAUGGCGUCUGCUUGAGAGCAGCUACUGCUUACUUGUGCUUUUCGCAUUUUGAAAUACAUAAACUCCUUGUUACGUGGAUUAACUCAGAGUACUUUUAGUUAGACAACAAAAUAGAAAAUAGGAAAAACAAUGCAAAUUUUGCAACAAUAUUUAGAUAAAUUACUCACGCAUUCAUGUAGACUGUAAUAUACACACAUAGGAAAAGUUGCACUAUCCGACUUCCAGAUGGCGCUAACGGGUAAGUAAAUUUCAAGUGCCGAAUUGCCUAUGUAUGUCAGCAUAUUAUUAUUACUCUUAUCUAUGGUGUCUGCCGGUCAUAGUUCACAAUGUGGUCGGUUGCUUUGAGUGUUUCCGACCGCCACGCGACCAUUAUCUCUAACGGAGCAGUAAAAGGCAUAAAAGGCAUUUAUUUUCUCAAAAUUGAUUUCUUUAGAAUUCUUUUUGAUGUCAUGUCUGAUAUAGUAGAUACUGCUACCGCUUCAGAAACAAAUGGCGCUCUGAGAGAGAAGAAGCGGCGCAAGAAACUAUUAGCAUUCUUUUUUUACGCUCUUUUUAAUGAAAUAUACAAUAUUUAACUGUCAUUGCUAUUGCUAUAAAAUAAUCAUAAACUAGUCCCAGGCUGUCGGAGAAGUAGUAGUUUUUACGACAGAUCCUUUUUUUAAUAAAACAUUUAAAUUCAUUUAUAGCUAAUGCAUGAACAUUGGCUGGGACUUUAUUAUAAAAGUGUAUACAUUUACCCUUAAAGCAAUUAUGUAUCUUAUGAAGUUGAGUAGUUGUCGGCAGUGUGAACAGUCAGCGAUAAACUAUUAAUAUGCGUGUCUCCUUUAUUCACACGGGAUCUUAAUCUGUUGUGCGUGUCCUUAGCGAGAUAAUAGUUGACAUGAUAGUUGUCGCAAUAGUUGACAUCAUAUUUGUUGCAACGGUUGACAUGAUAUUUGUUGCAAUAGUUGACACGAUAGUUGUUGCAAUAGUUUACAUGAUAGUUGUUGAAAUAGUCGACAUGAUUGUUGUAAUGAUAGUUUUCGCAAUAGUUGACAUGAUAGUUGUUGCAAUAGUUGACAUGAUAGUUGUUGCAAUAGUCGACAUGAUUGUUGUAAAAAUAGUUUUUGCAAUAGUUGACUUGAUAGUUGUUGCAAUAGUUGAGAUAAUAUUUGUUGCAAUAGUUGACAUGAUAGUUGUUGCAAUAGUUGACAUGAUAUUUGUUGCAAUAGUUGACAUGAUAUUUGUUGCAAUAGUUGACAUGAUAGUUGUUGCAAUAGUCGACAUGAUUGUUGUAAAUAUAGUUUUUGCAAUAGUUGACUUGAUAGUUGUUGCAAUAGUUGAGAUAAUAUUUGUUGCAAUAGUUGACAUGAUAGUUGUUGCAAUAGUUGACAUGAUAUUUGUUGCAAUAGUUGACAUGAUAUUUGUUGCAAUAGUUGACAUGAUAGUUGUUGCAAUAGUCGACAUGAUUGUUGUAAAUAUAGUUUUUGCAAUAGUUGACUUGAUAGUUGUUGCAAUAGUUGAGAUGAUAUUUGUUGCAAUAGUUGAGAUGAUAUUUGUUGCAAUAGUUGACAUGAUAUUUGUUGCAAUAGUUGACAUGAUAGUUGUUGCAAUAGUUGACAUGAUAGUUGUUGCAAUAGUUGACAUGAUAGUUGUUGCAAUAGUUGACUUGAUAGUUGUUGCAAUAGUUGAGAUGAUAUUUGUUGCAAUAGUUGACAUGAUAUUUGUUGCAAUAGUUGACAUGAUAGUUGUUGAAAUAGUCGACAUGAUUGUUGUAAAAAUAGUUUUUGCAAUAGUUGACAUGAUAGUUGUUGCAAUAGUUGACAUGAUAGUUGUUGCAAUAGUCGACAUGAUUGUUGUAAAAAUAGUUUUUGCAAUAGUUGACUUGAUAGUUGUUGCAAUAGUUGAGAUAAUAUUUGUUGCAAUAGUUGACAUGAUAGUUGUUGCAACAGUUGACAUGAUAUUUGUUGCAAUAGUUGACAUGAUAUUUGUUGCAAUAGUUGACAUGAUAGUUGUUGCAAUAGUCGACAUGAUUGUUGUAAAUAUAGUUUUUGCAAUAGUUGACUUGAUAGUUGUUGCAAUAGUUGAGAUGAUAUUUGUUGCAAUAGUUGAGAUGAUAGUUGUUGCAAUAGUUGACUUGAUAGUUGUUGCAAUAGUUGACAUGAUAGUUGUUGCAAUAGUUGACUUGAUAGUUGUUGCAAUAGUUGAGAUGAUAUUUGUUGCAAUAGUUGACAUGAUAUUUGUUGCAAUAGUUGACAUGAUAGUUGUUGCAACAGUUGACAUGAUAGUUGUUGCAAUAGUUGACAUGAUAGUUGUUGCAAUAGUCGACAUGAUUGUUUUAAUGAUAGUUUUUGCAAUAGUUGACAUGAUAGUUGUUGCAAUAGUCGACAUGAUUGUUGUAAAAAUAGUUUUUGCAAUCGUUGACUUGAUAGUUGUUGCAAUAGUUAAGAUGAUAUUUGUUGCAAUAGUUGACAUGAUAGUUGUUGCAAUAGUUGACAUGAUAUUUGUUGCAAUAGUUGACAUGAUAGUUGUUGCAACAGUUGACAUGAUAGUUGUUGCAAUAGUUGACAUGAUAGUUGUUGCAAUAGUUGACAUGAUAGUUGUUGCAAUAGUUGUUAUGAUAGUUGUUGCAAUAUUUGAUAUGAUAGUUAUUGCAAUAGUUGAAAUGAUAGUUGUUGCAAUAGUUGAUAUGAUAGUUGUUCCUUUCUCGCCGACGCGCCGGUGGGACAAGUGACUUAGAAUAAAAAGCAAUAAUCAUGUAAAUAUAAAUAUUAUCUUUUACUUGAUAUUCUGUAUGUCUAUCAUGAGAGAAAUUCUAUUGAUCAUUUUUGUAACUUUUAAAAUCAAUAAACUUAUACAAAUACUGUUUUCGGCAGGUUAUGUUAUAUUAACUGUGAUUAUAUUAAAUCUAUAGAACAGUAAUAUUAAUAUAUUAUAUUAACUAGAUUAAUUUAUUUUUAUUUUGUAUUAGCUAGGUUAUGAUUGUUCAUAGCAUUACUUUAUAAAGUGCUUUAUAAAUACUUAAUGCUUAUAUAAAGUGUAUUUAUAGUACACCGUAGUAAAGUGGUAUGAAUGGCCAUUUGCCACGUGACUUGGCGGGUUAGACUCUUGUGUAGACCCACUUAGAACGAGUCCUUUAUUAAUUUGUAAUUUUUUUUAAAGUGAUAACUCUUACUUCUGGGAUUAAAUACACAAAUAAAAUUUGAAAACAAGAUUUAAGAACGAUGCUGGACUCAAACCGCUACCUCUUGCGCUCGGUGCGAGUUCUCUUCCAACUGAGCCAACCGUUCGAGUGACGGAGUAUCGUUGAUAAAUCUUGUGUGCCUUGUUCUCAGGUUGAGGCUUAUGGUUCGAGUCCCGCAUCAUUCAUAAAUUUCUAUUUUCUUUUUUUGGCUAUUUAAUUGUGACGUAAAAUGACACAAAUUUUAUAUAAAAACCGUUAUAAUAUUUGUUUAAGGAACUUAUUACCUACCGUUAAAAGAUUGUCAAGAACUUUGAAAUAGUUCUCAUGUAUUCAAUUAUAAAGUUGAUUGUUAUUUGGUAAAGUUUUAUUAAUUUGUUUUUUUAUUUCCUCGUUAAGUAAGUAGUUCCAAUCACUAUGUAUCACGUGCGAGGAAGGGCGAUGUCCCAACUCAAGUGUAUCGAGGCCCUCGGCUCCACCUUGUGCCAACUAAUAACACCCUCGUAUCAAUCGCUACCAUUCUCCCCUUUGUGAUUAAUGUAGUAUAAUAACUAUUGUGUAUGUUCGUAUUGAUAAUUAUAUCUAUCACAUGUACCUUUUGAACUAAUUCGUCAUAAAUUAUUUUGUUUCAAAACGCAAUGUAGAACGUACAAUGGCACUCCAUACAAACCCAAGUGUUAAAUGGAUGUUUAUGUAUUAGUUAAUUACAGUAAAUUUUGUAUUUAUUAUUAUUUAAUGUAAAUAUUAAUGUCGUUUGUUUGUAAUUAAUUACUUAAAUAAUAAAUCGAGUGCUAUUGUAUGGUAUUUUCCUUAAUGUUUCUUACAAUAAAUAAAAAUAAGUAUAUGUAUUUAAUUAAGCAAAUGUUUCAUAUGUGUUUAUCAAAAAUGUCCAGAUAAGACAUAUAAUAUGUAAGUGUCUUGUUGUUAUUGAUUUAUUAUAGUAUUUGUUCUGUGAUAUUGUUAAAUGUAUAUUGUAGUGCAAUUGAUAUUAAAAUAACUAUAGUCGUUGGAAUAUUAAUGUAGCGGCGAGCCGCCAGUAGGACGUGACUUUAAUAGACGUGAUGACAGAUAUUGGAUUCCUCGUCUAGAAUCACAGUACACGUUUUCUUUAAAAAAAAACAGUAAUAAAAUAUUCAGUGAUAUAUGAUAUGAUACAUCAUAUACAUAAAAUUGUUUUAAAUAAAAAUAUACCGUCGAAUUGAGAACAUCCUCCUUUUUUGAAGUCGGUUAAAUAGUGGUUUUUAAUAAAGUAUCGAUGUGACAAGUCAUUAAAGUUAAACUAGCCAAAAUCUUGGUCGAAUUAACCAGUGGACACGAAACACAAGAAGACUGCUUUCCGGGUUAAAGGGUGACUAAACCAGUCCAAUACUGACAGCAGUGCUUCGAAAUCUAGUUAAGAAAUAUAAAUUACUUACUCAUCAUUUUUGACAAAUGUACCUAAAUGUACAAUGAGUACUUUUUAAAUUGACUUAUUAUUUUUUCUUAUUACCAAAUGUUAAAAGACACAAACAUUUUUAUGAUUAUGAUUUACUUCAUGAUCCCGUGUCAUACUGACAACACGAUAUUGCUUACUGAGGCUAUAAACACAGUAAUCUUUCUAUACAGUAGUCUAUCUUCAUACAAACGGCCGGAACGUAAGAUAUCUCUACGGCUUGAGUUCGGUAGACACUCGGUACACCAGAGAGUCGCGAGUGCGCCGCAGUGACGAAUGCACAUGUGAUGGUAUUGUGAGACCGACCAGACGUUUAAGGUCUUAUUAUUAAUCUACUGCCGAAAAAUUAGAAAUAAUUAAUAUUAUAGGUACCAUUUUAGGUAUUCAUCAUUCAUUUGAUGAUUUUGGUCAAUGGAGAAUAACAAAUUAUUGACUAAAAAAUACAACUAUUUUUUUAUUUAAAAAUACUUAUAUAUUUUUUUACAUUAACAAAACAAGAAAGAAUGAGUAGAUAUUGAAAUUAAAAUGCUCCGGCUUGGCGGACAGCCCUAUCGCUGUUUAACUAGCACGCGGCCGCACGCCGCCUUAGGUAAUAAUUACAAAGACCUGGCGGAGUUACAAUACUGUGUGAUAACCUACCAUGCUAUAGGCCCGGUUAGUGGCUAGAAGGGUAAAGCCUCCUCUCCACUAUCGGCGAUGCUAGUUACUUGAUCGUAUGUCAUCGGCAAGUUUAUCGUUGAUCAUCGUGCAAGCAUCUACACGAUCGUCCGUGAACAUUUAUUGAGUGGCACUCCUUCAAGAUGGACGUGGAGUUUAUGACUGCUGCUACCAUGAAUUCAAUUUCAGUAUACAAUAUUUAUGUUUGGGUUCCAUAUUUCUGGGUAGUUCUGUUAUAGUUAUAUGAAUUUAAAUUUCUUUUGACCACCCCGUUGUGAUUGUAAAGUCUGUACUUGUGCUAAGGAAAACAAAAUAACGCCGCGAUGACGACGUGAAGUACGUAUGGCUUCGCUCACUGUCCAGUUUUCUCCAUUAAAUGAAUAACCGGAUCGCGCACGCAACUACACGCGAAUUCCCUUUGAUGCGUGCUCGAAAAACCGACAAGUCACCGAUCGCCGCGAUCUCUAUGACGAUUAUAGACGAAAAUCGGCGACUAGAAGCGAGUAAGUCCUCCACACGAUCGUGCUCGCAUGUAAUCGCCGAUUGUGAAGAGGCGACAUAAAGGUAAAUACGCUCUCGCUACGGGUCCAGUGGUUAAUUCUUCGAAGGCCACUCGGCCUUGAAACUAAAAUAUAUAAGUAAAAUUUUUAUAGUAUUAGUAUUAAAAGCAUAAGAACAUUGUAAUUGUUCAAAUACCUACCUAGCUUCUAUUCAUAUUUAAAGUUCAAUAAAUCAUUAAAACUUUAA
Leptidea sinapis is the source of this 8636-nucleotide messenger RNA. RefSeq names its product plasminogen receptor (KT). The record is from RefSeq and is a predicted model, not a curated record. NCBI's taxonomy places the organism in Eukaryota, Metazoa, Arthropoda, Insecta, Lepidoptera, Pieridae. Gene Ontology annotation, cellular component: plasma membrane. Gene Ontology annotation, biological process: positive regulation of plasminogen activation. The transcript has 4 exons. The coding region runs from base 196 to 651 and encodes 151 amino acids.